AUGUCUAAGCUCUUUGGAUUUGCUGGUGAAAAUGACUUUUGCCCUGGGGGGCCAAUAUACACCAACCCCAAGGAGCAGAGCCUCUUUUUGUCUCUUGCUCGUCCUGUGGAUGUAUACUUUCCUUCACGCAAGAGGUCUCGCAUCAGUGCUCCAUUUGUCUUCACUGAAGAGAAAUUUGAGCAGAAAAAGCAAGCUUCUAUUGAAGUUUUGCCAGAUGAAUGCCUCUUUGAAAUAUUCAGGCGUUUGCCUGGAGGCGAUGAGAGAAGCGCCUGUGCUUGUGUUUCCAAGCGUUGGCUUAGUCUUCUAAGCAAUAUCUGCAAGGAUGAACUUUGCAGCCAGAACAAAUCAGGUGAAAAGAACACUGAAGUGAAAAGUGAGGUUGAAGAUGAGGAAAUUGAGGGUGAUGGAUACCUGUCCAGGAGCUUGGAGGGAGAAAAGGCCACAGAUAUUAGACUUGCAGCCAUUGCUGUUGGGACUGCUAGUCGUGGAGGAUUGGGUAAGCUUUUUAUACGUGGAAGCAAUUCUAGUCGAGGAGUGACAAAGGUAGGCCUGAGAGCAAUUGCUCGUGGAUGCCCUUCUCUGAAGGUUCUUUCCUUGUGGAAUCUGCCUUCUGUUGGAGAUGAAGGUCUAUUAGAGAUUGCAAAUGGCUGUCACUUGCUAGAGAAGCUAGAUCUUUCCCAAUGCCAUGCAAUUACCAACAAGGGUUUGCUUGCAAUUGCAAAGAGCUGCCCAAAUCUGACUGAUCUAGUGAUAGAAUCUUGCUCAAACAUUGGUAAUAUAGGUCUGCAAGCUGUUGGCCAAUAUUGCACCAAUCUAAAGUCCAUUUCAAUAAAAAACUGCCCUGCGAUUGGGGAUCAAGGAAUUUCAUCCCUGGUAUCUUCUGCCUCAAAUGUUUUGACUAAGGUGAAGCUCGAAGCUUUGAACGUUACUGAUGUGUCCCUGGCUGUUGUUGGACACUAUGGCAAGGCAGUUACUGAUCUUGUUCUGACAAGCCUCCCAAAUGUCAGUGAGAGGGGCUUCUGGGUCAUGGGUAAUGGCCAAGGGUUGCAGAAAUUGAAGUCCUUGACAGUUAAAUCCUGUGUGGGAGUGACAGAUACUGGACUUGAAGCUGUGGGAAAGGGUUGCCCAAAUUUGAGACAAUUUUGCCUCCACAAAUGUUCCUUCUUGUCUGACAGUGGACUGAUCUCAUUUGCAAAAGCUGCAGUGUCACUGGAGAGCCUGCAAUUAGAAGAGUGCCACAGGAUCACCCAAUUUGGGAUUUUUGGUUCCCUUUUAAACUGUAGUGCAAAUGUGAAGGCUGUUUCUCUGGUGAACUGCUUUGGAAUUAAGGACCUAAAGCUAGAUUUGCCUGAGCUGUUGUCUCCUUGCAAUUCCCUACGAUCAUUGUCCAUCCGCAACUGCCCUGGUUUUGGUGACGGUAGCCUUGCUUUGUUGGGUAAGUUGUGCCCACAACUGCAGAAUGUGGAAUUGAGUGGGCUUCAGGGUGUAACUGAUGCUGGAUUCCUCCCAGUGCUUGAGAACUGUGAGGCUGGCUUGGUGAAGGUCAACCUUAGUGGUUGUGUCAAUUUGUCUGACAAAGUGGUGUCAGUGAUGACUGAGCAGCAUGGUUGGACUCUUGAGAUGUUGAAUCUUGAUGGAUGUAGGAGGAUAAGUGAUGCAAGUUUGGUGGCAAUAGCAGAGAAUUGCUUCUUGCUAUCUGACCUUGAUGUCUCAAAGUGUGCUCUCACUGAUUCUGGGAUCACAGCCAUGGCUCGCUCAAACCAGCUCAAUCUUCAGGUCCUUUCUGUGUCAGGUUGCUCUAUGAUAUCAGACAAGAGCUUACCUGCCCUCGUAAAAUUGGGUCAGACCCUCUUGGGGCUGAAUCUCCAGCACUGCAAUGCUAUUAGCUGCAGCGCUGUUGAUAUGCUUGUGGAGAGGUUAUGGAGGUGUGAUAUUCUUUCCUGA
Dovyalis caffra is the source of this 1944-nucleotide messenger RNA. The record is from the annotation of a GenBank genome assembly. NCBI's taxonomy places the organism in Eukaryota, Viridiplantae, Streptophyta, Magnoliopsida, Malpighiales, Salicaceae.